AUGGCCACCCACGAGCUGAGCCAGGAGCAGCUGGACAGUAUAUACACGUUUGCAGUUGAUCUCGGUCGCAAGGCAGGCCAGCUUCUACUGGAGAGUGUCGAGAAGCGUAUUGGGGGCGGGGAGGGACAGCUGUUCGAGGAGAAGGAUAGUGCAGUGGACAUUGUGACUCAGACUGAUGAAGAUGUGGAAUCGUUUAUCAAAAACGCAAUUCACUCUAGAUAUCCUACCCAUAAAUUCAUCGGCGAAGAAACCUAUGCCAAAGGCCAAUCGCGGGAUUACCUGAUCGAUGAAUACCCAACAUGGUGCAUCGAUCCCCUGGAUGGAACGGUCAACUUCACGCAUAUCUUCCCCAUGUUCUGUGUCUCCAUAGCCUUCAUCGUCAACCAUCGCCCAGUAAUUGGAGUCAUCUAUGCCCCCUUCCAAGACCAACUAUUCUCAUCCUGUGUGAACCGCGGCGCCUGGCUGAACGAAAAGCGACGUCUCCCGCUUAUCCGCAACCCCACCAUCCCGCCCAUGCCCGCCAACGCCCCCGGGAAGUGUAUCCUGUCCUGCGAAUGGGGCAAGGAUCGUCGCGAUAUCCCCGACGGAAAUAUGUAUCGCAAGAUCGAGAGUUUCUUGAAUCUGGCGGCUGAGACGGGGAGUCGUGGAGGAAAGGGAGGGAUGGUCCACGGGGUGAGGAGCUUGGGGAGUGCCACUUUAGAUCUGGCCUAUACGGCCAUGGGGUCGUUUGAUAUUUGGUGGGAGGGGGGAUGCUGGGAGUGGGAUGUUGCUGCGGGCAUUGCCAUCCUUCUAGAAGCAGGCGGCCUUGUCACGACGGCCAAUCCUCCAGAGGAUCCGGACACAGCUCCCAUCCAAGAUGUUCGACUGGGCAGUCGAUUGUACCUGGCGAUCAGACCGGCUGGGCCGUCGGCGACCGAAAGCGGCCGUCAAACGCAAGAGCGCACGGUGCGUGAGGUGUGGAAGCGGGUACGACAGUUGGAAUAUGCACGACCAGGCGCAUGA
Messenger RNA from Aspergillus heteromorphus CBS 117.55, 1002 nucleotides. Its product is annotated as inositol monophosphatase family protein. The transcript has 6 exons. NCBI's taxonomy places the organism in Eukaryota, Fungi, Ascomycota, Eurotiomycetes, Eurotiales, Aspergillaceae. Gene Ontology annotation, molecular function: inositol monophosphate 1-phosphatase activity. The coding region runs from base 1 to 1002 and encodes 333 amino acids. The record is from RefSeq and is a predicted model, not a curated record. Gene Ontology annotation, biological process: inositol metabolic process; signal transduction; phosphatidylinositol phosphate biosynthetic process.